This is a messenger RNA of Gastrolobium bilobum, 3939 nucleotides long. RefSeq lists its product as uncharacterized. The transcript is spliced from 10 exons. The coding region runs from base 11 to 3502 and encodes 1163 amino acids. Gene Ontology annotation, molecular function: protein binding. Gene Ontology annotation, cellular component: catalytic step 2 spliceosome. NCBI's taxonomy places the organism in Eukaryota, Viridiplantae, Streptophyta, Magnoliopsida, Fabales, Fabaceae. Gene Ontology annotation, biological process: regulatory ncRNA-mediated post-transcriptional gene silencing; negative regulation of RNA catabolic process; RNA processing. The record is from RefSeq and is a predicted model, not a curated record.
CAUUUUCAAAAUGGCGGAAGAACCGGCCGCGCCACCGUCCGCCGCCGCAGCUUCCGACGAAACAAAACCUUCUUUAUUCCCUCUCUUUCCGCUCAGUGACUCCUCUCUUCAAACCACUACUUCGGUUCCUCAAUGGCUCAACAACUCAAGCUUCACCACCGACAUCUCCGUCAUAAACGACUUCGUCGCAUCCCAACUCAACCGCGAAACCACGCAAUCGCCACCACAAGACGACGAAGACGAUGAAAACGACGAAAAUCGAGCUAAGGAGAAGCCGAUUUCAACUUCCUACGAGAUUCUGGAAUCUUCCGAAUCCGAAAAGGAGGAGACGAAGAAGAAGAGGAAGAAGAAAAAGAAGCGGAAGCGCGAUCGGUCUGGAGAGAGAGGGGGAUUCGACGGUUACGGUUCGAGGAAGUCACGCGUUCGAGCUUGGGCGGAUUCGGAGGCCAACACUGCCAAAGAUUAUUACAUCGAUUCUCAUGGCGAUCGCGAUAAUCUGGCGUUCGGAUGUAUCUACAGAAUGGAUAUUGCUCGGUACAAGCCUUACAAUCCCUUGAAACUAUCUGGGCUACAUGUUCGAGGUUUGUAUUGGUGGAAUCAAAGUGGUUCCCUCGGGGAAAGAGAUGGUGAUGUUGAUGCAUUGGAUGGUAAAAUGAGGUCUGCUGGUCGUUAUUGGUCUGGAAAGUAUAUGGCUUUGGAACGGCAUAAAAGCUUUAAGCGUAUUCGUCUUGUUGCACCAAAAUUAUCUCCUGUUAUGACACAGGAUGAGUUUGUACCUUUAUCAGACGUUGGGACAUCUCAUAGAGCUGUUGACAGUGAUUCUGACUCUAAAACUUCAGCUUCACUUGAAGAAUCUUGGGAAGAUGAAAUGUUAAACAAAACUAGAGAGUUCAACAAACUGACAAGGGAGCACCCCCAUGAUGAAAAAGUUUGGUUAGCUUUUGCAGAGUUCCAAGAUAGGGUUGCAGGGAUGCAACGACAGAAAGGUGCUCGCUUGCAAACUCUUGAAAAGAAGAUUAGCAUUCUGGAGAAGGCAGUUGAGCUUAACCCGGACAAUGAAGAGCUAUUGCUUUGCCUUUUGAAGGCUUAUCAAACGAGAGACAACUCAGAUGUGCUAAUUGGGAGAUGGGAGAAGAUACUUUUGCAACACUCUGGAAGUUACAAGUUAUGGAGAGAAUUCUUGCAUGUAAUUCAGAGAAAUUUCUCCAGAUUUAAGGUUUCGGAGGUUAGGAAGAUGUACGCACAUGCAAUCGAAGCUCUAUCUGCUUCAUGCAGCAAGCACUAUAGGCAGCAGGUUCACCAAGCUGCUGCUGAUCCUUCUUCACCGGAUCCUGUAAUUGUUCAGCUAGAACUUGGUCUUGUGGAUAUUUUUCUCAGUCUUUGCAGAUUUGAAUGGCAGGCUGGCUAUAGAGAAUUGGCCACUGCUUUAUUUCAGGCUGAAAUCGAGUUUAGUUUGUUUUGUCCACCUUUGCUGCUCACAGAGCAGAGCAAGCAUAGACUGUUUGAGCAGUUUUGGAAUAGUGACGGUGCUAGAGUUGGAGAAGAAGGGGCUCUUGGUUGGUCCACAUGGCUGGAGAAAGUGGAGGAAACUAGGCAACAAGUUAUUAAAGAGGAGCUCUCACAUGACAAUGAAGGUGGUGGUUGGACUGGUUGGUCAGAACCUUUGUCUAAAGAUAAGGAGGGUAUUCCCAAUGUUGAAAACGAAGCCAACACUGAUUUGGUUAUGGAGGAUAAUCCUGAUGAAGAUGAAUAUGAAGAUGUUGAGCCAGAAGUUGAUACUGAAAAUUUGCUGAAAAUGCUAGGAAUUGAUGUCAAUGCUGAGGAUGGUGGCGAAAUUAAUGAAGCUUCAACCUGGAUCAAAUGGUCAGAAGAAGAGUCUUCUAGAGAUUGUGAUCAAUGGAUGCCUGUUCGUAGGAAAUCAGAUACCGCCUCUGCUACUAGUGAAGCACACAGAACAGAAGAGGACGAGCAACUCUUGAGAAUUGUGUUGUAUGAAGAUGUGAAUGAAUACCUGUUCUCCCUGAGCACAGCAGAGGCUCGACUAUCUUUGGUGUCCCAAUUCAUUGACUUCUAUGGUGGGAAGAUGUCUCAAUUGUUUUGCUCAAACUGUCCAACUUGGACAGAGAAUGUCAUUGGCUUGGAGGAUCUGCCAGAUUCUAUGUUAGAGAAGUUGAAAUUCAUCCAUGAAGUUUUGACAAAAACACAAAACAGUCAUACUGGUUUCAGUUUUGAAUUCCUAUCAGGCAGUUUCUCGAGGAAUGCUGAUAUUAUGAAAUUUAUACGGAAUGCUGUCUUACUUUGUUUAACUGUUUUUCCACGUAACCACAUCUUGGAAGAAGCUGUUCUUAUUUCUGAAGAGCUUUAUGUUACAAAAAUGAAUUCUUCUAACUGCAUGGUUACACCAUGUCGAGCUUUAGCAAAGUCUCUCUUGAAAAGUGAUCGACAGGAUGUAUUGCUAUGUGGUGUAUAUGCACGGAGAGAGGCUAAUUAUGGUAACAUUGAUCAUGCUAGAAGAGUGUUUGACAUGGCAUUGUUAUCUGUAGAAGGGCUUCCUGUGGAACUACAGUCCAGUGCUCCUCUUCUAUAUUUCUGGUAUGCUGAGGUGGAGCUUGCGAAUCACACAGACAAUGAUUGUGAAUCUUCAUACCGGGCAAUACAUAUAUUAUCAUGCUUAGGAAGUCGUACAAAAUACAGCCCAUUCAAAAGUCAAGCAUCAAGUAUGCAGCUGCUUAGAGCACAUCAAGGGUUUAAAGAAAAACUGAGAACAGUACGAUCAUCUUGGGUUCAUGGUAUAAUAAAUGACCAGUCUGUAGCUCUAAUAUGUUCCACUGCAUUGUUUGAGGAGCUAACCACUGGAUGGGAUGCGGGCAUUGAAGUUUUGGAUCAAGCUUUUGCAAUGGUGCUUCCAGAAAGGAGAAGCCAUAGCUAUCAACUUGAAUUUUUGUUUAACUAUUACAUAAGGAUGCUUCAGAGACAUCAGAAACAAUCAAGUCUGAUGAAAGUUUGGGAGUCCAUCUCUCAGGGCCUCCAGAUAUAUCCCUUCAGUCCUGAACUUCUAAAAAGUGCAGUGGAGGUUGGCCAUUUUUACACAACAUCUAAUAAGUUGCGGCGGAUUCUAGAUGACUUCUGUUACAAGAAACCAUCUGUGGUUCUCUGGCUUUUUGCAUUGACAUACGAGAUGUCUAGAGGUGGUUCACAACACAGAAUCCGUGGGUUGUUUGAAAGGGCAUUGGGUAAUGAUAGGCUUUGCAGCUCAGUUGUAUUGUGGCGUUGCUAUGUUGUGUAUGAAUUGGACAUUGCACAUGAUCCUUCUGCAGCUCGACGUGUUUUCUUCCGAGCUGUCCAUGCCUGUCCCUGGUCAAAAAGGCUAUGGUUGGAUGGCUUUCUCAAACUGAACUCCGUCCUUACUGCAAAGGAGCUAUCUGAUCUACAGGAAGUUAUGCGGGAUAAGGAACUGAAUCUAAGAACUGAUAUUUAUGAGAUCCUUUUGCAAGAGUCAUAACAUAUGCUCUCCUCUGCUGCCAGAAUCCCGCUUCAGCGAACAUUUUAGUAGAGUACUUAAAUGUGCUGCUCGUCUUGAUCUGAUGAAACCUGAUGGAAGAUUUUUAUGGAGGUAUUUUGUGCAAGUCUCACCAAUAUUGUGUGAAUUUGCUGUUUUUAUUAGCUCAAGUUUCCAUGCAUGCUUUUAGCUUUUGGAAUUGAUACAUUUGUAGAAGUACUUGUAAAUUUAGGGGGCCAUACUUGGAUAAUGUAUCUGAAUGUGCCGUACUUGUAAAUAUAUACUGGAAUAAAAGGUAAAGUUAAAAAUCAGAAACUUGAGGUCGCUAGAUUAUGUAUGUUGAAUGAUGUUAUUUGAUUGCAUGAAUACUACAUUGUUAAAUGAUGAUGCAACAAACUCCAAAAGAUCUCUGAUAUGCAGUUUGUUCAUUAAAAGUUUGA